Molecule: messenger RNA, 1575 nt
Organism: Cuscuta epithymum
Lineage: Eukaryota; Viridiplantae; Streptophyta; Magnoliopsida; Solanales; Convolvulaceae
Source: the annotation of a GenBank genome assembly
AGAAAUGUUACAAAGAGUAUACUAUCUUCGUGUAAAUAAAAAGAUUGAAAGCGCGCGAGCAGGAGGCUGAGAUGGAGAACAAGGAAACUGUCGGAUUAGGCUCGUCGGCGAAGGAGGCUUUCGAGAAGCUUGAGAAAGUGGGAGAAGGAUCUUACGGGAAAGUUUACAGAGCCAGAGAGAGGGCGACCGGGAGGAUAGUGGCCCUGAAGAAGACCAAGCUUCCGCAGGACAAAGAAGGUGUCCCUCCCACCACUCUCCGCGAGAUUUCCCUCUUGCGAAUGCUCUCCAGGGAUUCGCAUAUCGUCAAAUUGAUGGAUGUCAAACAAGGACUAAAUAGGGAAGGAAAGACGAUUCUCUAUUUGGUGUUUGAGUACAUGGAUAUGGACCUCUAUAAAUUUAUCCGCAGCUUCCGUAAGACUGGAAAAAACAUCCCUCCCAUAACUGUUAAGAAUUUGCUUUACCAGCUUUGCAAGGGAGUUGCUUUUUGCCAUGGCCAUGGUGUUUUGCACAGGUACAAUGAUUCCCGGAAACUCAUAGGGCUGGCCUGGUGUGUCCACGUUUUGGAAUCUUUUAGGAAAUCUUCAUUACAAUAUUUAUGUUAUGUUUAAAACUGGAGUUUCUAGCGUUUCCGUGAUACUUAGCUCAGAGACCUGAAGCCCCAGAAUCUUUUGAUGAACUGUAAGACAUCAAUGCUUAAAAUUGCCGAUCUGGGACUUGCACGAGGCUUCACUUUGCCUAUCAAGAAAUACACGCGGAAGAUAUCGACCCUGUGGUACAAGGCUCCUGAGGUUCUUCUGGGUGCUACUCAUUACUCCACAGCAUUGGACAUGUGGUCUGUUGGUUGCAUAUUUGGGGAGCUAAUAACACAGCAUGCUCUCUUCCCUGGAGAGUCUGAGUUGGGACAGCUGCUGGUCAUUUUCAGUUUGCUCGGUACACCAAAUGAAGAAGUAUGGCCAGGAGUGAGCCAGUUGGUGAACUGGCAUGAAUAUCCACAAUGGAAACCCCGACCACUUUCAUCUGCUGUCCCCAAUCUGGAUGAAGACGGCCUUAACCUGCUAGCUGAGAUGUUGCACUAUGAACCAUCAAGAAGGAUUUCUGCAAAGAAAGCUAUGGAACAUCCAUAUUUUGAUGAUCUUGACAACAAGUCGGGUCUUUAGGGUUAAGCACCAAGCAUGUUAGGUGUUCUACACUUCUACUAGAUAAGAAAAUAGUACUAGUAAGAAACUAGUUAAGCAUCCAUUAAUUUUGUCUAAUGAGCCCUGUAAAAUAUCAAUAUAAAUUGCUCAUGCAUAUUGAGUAAUGUAAAGUUUAUGAAUAAGGAUGUUUUUACUUGGUCUGAAAUUUGAUUUGCUGGUCUGGUAAGUUUACUAGACCAGACCAGCAAAUUUCAGUCAAGUUAAAACAUCCUGAGUAAACAUGGUUGUACUACUGAAGAUUUAAUUGUCUAGUGGUAUACUAAAAGCUUAGGACUAAGGUUUCCUUCCUGCUUUGAACAACUAAUAAAAGUGAAACUGGAUCUAUUUGACCAAUGGUCACUUGGUCAGUGCUUUUGGCCUGUGAGUAUCAAAAUUGUGC